AUGUUUGAGAAUCUUUGCACCCUCCCGCUGAGGGCCGACAUCUUCACCCAGGUCCUUCACCCGUCCGAGCCUCUUCUGACUGUGGGUUUGUCAAGCGGCCACGUCGAGUGCUUCCGUCUGCCUUCUAGCGCGGACGAAGGCAGUGAGGGCAGCAACUCCACAACCGGCAGGGGCCUGAUCAAAAGCAUAUGGAGCACGCGCAGGCACAAGGGGAGUUGCCGCUGUCUUGCCUACAGCCAUGACGGGGAAUCUCUUUUCUCUGCCGGGACCGACGGCAUUGUCAAGCACUUCUCUCCCACCACCGGCGUUGUCACCUCCAAGAUCGCCCUUCCGCCCCGCACGAGCUCGUCCGACGACACCGACUCGCCCGCGAUAAUGCACGCCCUGUCCCCGCAGACGAUGCUCCUCGGCACCGAUUCGGGCGCGCUCUACAUCUUCGACAUCCGCGAGAGCGGCACGCUGAACCCGCAGCCGGUGCGGAAGCACAUCCCCCACGACGACUACAUCACCAGCCUCACCCCGCUGCCGCCCUCGGCCGAGAGCACGUCGGGCUUCCCCAAGCAGUGGGUGUCGACGGGCGGCACCACGCUGGCCGUCACCGACCUGCGACACGGCAUCCUGGCCAGGUCCGAAGACCAGGAGGACGAGCUGCUGUGCUCGACCAUGAUCCCCACCGGUCUGGGCCCAAAGCGCCUCCGGAACAACGGUGUCGUGGCCGUCGGCACCGGUGGCGGGGUCCUGACCUUGUGGGACCAAGGCUCCUGGGACGACCAGCAGGAGCGCAUCUACGUCGGCGGUGGGAAGUCUAAGAAGGAUGGCGAGAGCCUCGAUGCCAUCGUCAGGGUCCCGGAGGAGCUGGGGUGGGGCAAGAAGGUGGUGGUGGGCAUGGGGGAUGGGAGCCUGAGCGUCGUCGACCUCAAGCGGCGAGAGAUCCAGAGCACCCUGAAGCACGACGAGGUCGAGGGCGUCGUUGCCAUCAAUUUUGACAGCCAGGGCAGGAUGAUCAGCGGGGGCGGAAGAACAGUAAAGGUCUGGGCAGAAAACGAGACCGGUGAUGGCGAACAGGAGGAGGAGGAGGCUGGUGCUCAGGAGAAGGGCAACAAAAGACUGGGGGGGAGUGAUGGUGGUGGUGAUGGCGACGACGACGACGACGACGGCGAGAACGAUGACGAUAAUAGCGACAGUGACUCGUUUCCUGCUAAAUCCUCAAAGCAGCCGAAGAAAAAGCGCAGAAAAGGCAGGGGUAACCAGGCCCCCAAGAUAGCGGCGUUCCCAGGUUUGGAUUGA
Molecule: messenger RNA, 1287 nt
Organism: Phialemonium atrogriseum
Lineage: Eukaryota; Fungi; Ascomycota; Sordariomycetes; Cephalothecales; Cephalothecaceae
Product: putative wd repeat-containing protein jip5 protein
Exons: 2
Coding region: 1-1287 (428 amino acids)
Molecular function (GO): protein binding
Source: RefSeq, a predicted model, not a curated record